UUCAUUUGUUGUUGUUUUCUUCUUCCUUUCGUAUUCUUUGUAUCAACGGAAUUUCAAAAUUUUUGUUGGAGGCUCGACCCUGUUUGGUUUCCGAGAAAAUCUCUGCAUUUGUUCCCAGGAAAAAUCUUGCUUCGGGAUUUCUUCGGAUUCAUGCUCUGUACCGACAGAAAUGCCAAGUAUCAGAGCUCCAGCUGCGAAGAAGACCACCACGCUCACUGUUGCUGUGAAAUGCAGGCCGUUGAUGGAGAAAGAGCGUGGCAGAGACAUUGUUCGAGUGAACGACUCCAAGGAGGUGAUUGUGUUGGAUCCCGAUCUAUCGAAGGAUUACCUUGACCGCAUUCAGAAUCGAACCAAAGAGAAGAAGUAUUGUUUUGAUCAUGCAUUUGGCCCUAAGAGCAUGAAUAAGGAUGUAUAUAGAAGUAUAUCUUCUGUAAUCUCGGGGGUUGUCCAUGGUCUCAAUGCUACAGUGUUUGCCUAUGGUUCGACAGGAAGCGGUAAGACGUAUACAAUGGUUGGUACUCAGAACGAUCCUGGAUUGAUGGUUCUCAGCUUGAACACCAUAUUUGAUCUGAUUAAGAGUGACAAGAGCUCCAACGAAUUUGAAGUAACUUGUUCAUACCUUGAAGUCUACAAUGAAGUUAUCUAUGAUCUGCUUGAGAAAUCAUCUGGUCAUUUAGAGCUCAGAGAAGAUCCGGAGCAGGGUAUAGUAGUUUCAGGCCUGCGAUCAAUCAAGGUACACUCUACUGAUCGGAUUCUUGAGCUGCUGAAUUUAGGUAACAGUAGACGAAAAACUGAGAGCACAGAGAUGAAUGGAACAUCAUCACGAUCGCACGCUGUUCUGGAGAUUACAGUGAAAAGAAGGCCAAAGAAUCAAAAUCAAGUCAUGAAGGGAAAACUUGCCCUUGUAGACCUUGCUGGUAGUGAAAGAGCGUCUGAGACAAACAAUGGUGGUCAAAAACUUAGGGAUGGAGCUAAUAUUAAUCGCUCACUCCUCGCACUAGCAAAUUGCAUCAAUGCUUUGGGGAAGCAACACAAGAAGGGUCUUGCUUAUGUUCCAUACCGUAAUAGCAAACUAACGCGGAUUCUUAAAGAUGGUCUGAGUGGAAAUUCCCAGACGGUGAUGAUUGCAACCAUAUCACCUGCAGAUAGUCAGUAUCACCAUACCGUGAAUACAUUGAAAUAUGCUGACCGAGCUAAGGAGAUAAAGACACACAUUCAGAAAAAUAUUGGUACCAUAGACACUCAUGUCUCAGAUUACCAACGGAUGAUCGACAGUCUUCAAAGUGAGGUUUGUCAGCUGAAAAAGCAAUUAGCUGAAAAGGAGUCUCAGCUAAGCAUCAAACCUUUCGAAAGAAGUGUUGAUGGUGAGGUUUCUUGGCUGGAUGCUUUAAGCCAUCAGAUCAGCGAAAAUGUCCAAGAUCGCAUAAACUUGCAGAAGGCACUGUUCGAGCUUGAGGAAACUAAUCUCCGAAACCGAACUGAACUUCAGCAUCUUGAUGAUGCCAUUGUGAAACAGGUUACAGAAAAAGAACAAGCUAUAGUUGAAGCUCUAAGAACCAGGCGACAAGUGAUACUUGAUAACAUCCGUGACAAUGAUGAAGCUGGUGUCAACUACCAGACAGAAAUCGAAGAAAAUGAAAAGCAUCGUUGUGAAAUCCAAGAUAUGCUAAACGAAGCAAUUAAUAACAAUGGAAACAAGACUUACCUGCAUAUUCUUAAUCAGUACAAGCUCCUGGGGAUGGCUAAUAUAGAACUACAGUUCGAAAUGGCGAUGAGAGAUCAAAUCAUAUACAACCAACGGGAAGCACAGAGGAACCUUUGGAAUCUGCUUAUGGGUUUGGGAGUUGAGGAGAAACACAUAUUUGAGCUCGCUGCAAAACAGGGAAUCACGAUCGAAGACUGGAGUAUGCAGCCAUACCCCGGGAUUCCGUACCAGAAACAAUCACUACCGGGCAGAUAUUCUCCUUUAAGAAACAUCCCUGACAUGGGUCACUCCUAUUCUCAAUCCUCUUGCACUUUGCAGAGCUAUCAAAACUUCGGAACAAACUCUCCUUCCAAAGGACAAUGGGCUCCGGCCCCGACUUUCUGCAGAGAGGAACAUCACAGUUCAUACUACUUCAUGGGACAAGAUAGCUCCUCGUCACAAUUUGUCAAUCUUAGAAAAAGCUACGAUGGCUGGGUUGGUGGCAGGCCUGCUUCCUGGCUGAACAAUACCGGAGGCAGCCAUCCUCGAGGUUUGCUCGGUUCAUACCCCCAGUCACAGACAGUGAACCAUUCUUCUCCACAGACCGAAAGCUGGAUGGUCUCCUCCCAUAUGGGUACCAACUUUUACCAGCCUCAAAGAGAUAUCUGGAUGAACACCGCCAGCCAACGGCCUCCAUACGCAAGCCCACGAGCUGGAACCAGUGGCACCACCGCCCAUCCUUUCUGUGGAAGCCCACGUGCUGCAAUAAGCAGUGCCCAGAUUUUCUACGGCAGCCCACGCGCUGGAACCAGUGGAACCACCAGCCAUCCAUUUGGGGGAAGCCCACGUGCUGUAAUAAACAGUGCCCCAGUUUCGUACGGCAGCCCACGAGCCACCACCACAAUAUCGAGCAGUGGCAAUGGCGGCGGCGGCAGCAACCAGCAUCUGUACGGAAGCCCUCGUGCCAUGCAAAGCAGGAGCCGCUCUAACCUUCACAGAGGCAGCAAAACUAAACGCCGUUAGCUCGUGAUCAUAUCUUUUAUUAACACAGAGGCCAAGUUUUUGGAAGAAAGCCUCUCCCACGUCCUUCUGUACAGACAUCCACUGUAUCUUUCCUCUUCUUCUUGUAUAUUUCCACGACCAUUUUGGUUUGAUGUGUAUAAUAUAAGAUGUUUCUACUGCUAAUUCUCAUGGAAGGUGAGUUGCAGAUAUUCUGUAAAUGCUUUGAGUUUCAGUUUUCGAGCUAUGUAAUCUUCUUGAUUUU
Messenger RNA from Tarenaya hassleriana, 2948 nucleotides. RefSeq names its product kinesin-like protein KIN-8B. The coding region runs from base 170 to 2707 and encodes 845 amino acids. The transcript has 16 exons. NCBI's taxonomy places the organism in Eukaryota, Viridiplantae, Streptophyta, Magnoliopsida, Brassicales, Cleomaceae. The record is from RefSeq and is a predicted model, not a curated record. Gene Ontology annotation, molecular function: ATP binding; microtubule motor activity; microtubule binding. Gene Ontology annotation, biological process: microtubule-based movement.